This is a messenger RNA of Coccinella septempunctata (seven-spotted ladybird), 944 nucleotides long. Its product is annotated as platelet-activating factor acetylhydrolase IB subunit beta homolog. NCBI's taxonomy places the organism in Eukaryota, Metazoa, Arthropoda, Insecta, Coleoptera, Coccinellidae. The record is from RefSeq and is a predicted model, not a curated record. Bases 223 to 891 code for a protein of 222 amino acids. The transcript is spliced from 4 exons.
AUGAUGUAUAAUACUCAUUAAAUUAAUUAUUGUGCAUAGCAAAGUAGAUUUGAAUAACAACAAAUAUUUCUAUUUCACCACAGGAAUGCGAUGAUAAAUAGGCACUUUAGUAGGGCAUACGCAAGAUAUUAAAACACUUCCUCAAUUUAGAUUUAGAGCUUAAUUCAUUCCACUUCCUUCAUAUUUCUUACGUUACUGCUACGUUUAAGUUUUUGUGUCGAAAUGAAUCCUUGUAUUUUAGCACAGCCACCUGAAGAUGAAGUUGGAGAUGGUAGGUGGCAAAGUAUGCAUGAUAGAUACCUCAACGAAGCUCAAAAUUCAGAGCCUGAAGUUCUUUUCAUAGGAGAUUCGAUUAUACAGCAGCUUCAGUUUUCAACAAUAUGGGCUGAAAAGUUCGUUUCCCUGCACUGCUGUAAUUUCGGUAUUGGAGGAGACAGAGUUGAGAAUGUGCUCUGGAGAAUACAAAACGGUGAAUUAGACUUUCAUUCCAAACUGAAAGCUAUCGUUCUUUUUGUUGGCACUAAUAACACUGACUGUACUCCUCAUGAAGUUUACGAAGGAAUUCUUGAAAUAAUCAAAAACAUCAAGCAGAAAUUAGGGAAUGUUGCUAUUAUUUUACCGACUCUACUACCAAGAGGGCAAUAUCCGAAUCCGUACAGAGAAAGGAAUGAUCAAGUGAAUACUUUUCUCCUGGAUAAAUUUUGCAAUCCAGAUAAUGCAGAUAUGUUGACUCCAAAUGUCCACGUGGUGAAAAUUCACGAAAAUAUAGUUCAAAAUGAUAAAUCCAUACCACAUUUCAUCCUACACGAUUAUUUGCAUCUGACUAAUUCGGCCUAUUGGAAAAUUUUUGGACCUGUAUAUGAUAAAUUAUGUGAAGUACUGAAAAAAUGAUUUGAAUAUGUUUUAUAAGUUAUAUUCGUUGAAAUAAAUUCGUAACGAAAUUU